GGUUAGCUGUUGCACAGACAAACAGAACAGUGCAAAGAGACUGAUUCAACUAACCACUGACAGAUUAUUCAUGUCCUAUUUCAUUAGCAAGAGAACACGCUGCUUACUUGAGAGACUUAUUGUUAGCUAGGAGGAAGACAUGGAGGGUCAACGCUGACACAGAGGAGGGCUGAGUGUCAGUUGAAGGAUAGGGAGAUCCAGACAGACUACAUGAUGGAGCUGGGAGCCAGGUUGGUUCUGGUGAGACAGAUCCAGAGGGAGCAGGAGAAGGAGAUGAAGAGGAUUUGGUUUGAGACGAGGAAAAUGCCAAGCCUGAUUGAGGAGAAUGUGAGAGAUGUGACCAAACGUCCACUCACUGAGUUCAUGGCUCCCUGUAUUGACUCCCUCCCACCACUGGCUUUCACCAAUCGGAGGCCAAUACCAACCAUGUUGCAUCCCCCCUCUCCAUUGGUCAUACGCACUCAGGAUGCACAGCGAUUCAUUGUAUUUUCCUACUUUGUCCCUGCUGAGUGCCCAGUUUCCACAGAGGCCACAGCAGAUGUAUCUGCUGGUAGAAGAGAGGACUUGUCGACAGAUACACAUCUUUCCUCAAUGCUGCAUCGAUACCUGCCACACUUCUUUAACAAUGACUCCAUUCCACCACAGCAGACAGUAGAGGGAACCACUGAGGACUCAGAUUCUCCAGUGGCAAUAUCUAAUAUCAAGGAAGAGGACAGAUUCUAUCCUUUCUCCCUCCCACCACUGGCUCAGCGGUUCAUUGGCAAUUCAUUCAAAGUCCCGGAAACCUCCCAGCCUGCUGUUUCAGCCACGGAGUGCCGAGUUGCCACAGUGGACACUGCAGAUACAGCCACUGUCAAGAGAGAGAACCGAUGGGCAGCUACAAUUCUUCCUUCAGUGCUGCCUCCAUGCCUGCCACCAGUCGUUGACGAUGACUUAAUGCCUCCAGAGCACACAGUAGAGGAAUCCUAUGUGGUCUCAUUUGCUACAGAGGCCACUUCAGGCACAGCUACUGUUGAUGGAAUGGACAGAUCAGCAGCUAAAUGCCCUGUCCCAAUGCUGCCUCCAAGUCUGCCACGUGUCUUUGACGACAAACUGCCAGGGGCGGCAGUAGAGGGAACCAACAAGUGUCCAGUUGCCAGUGAAACAACCAAUGAUGUGUCCACUCACCUCAAAGAGGACAUGGGAGCUGAUCAAAGCCCUCCUGACCCUGCAGCACUGCCUCCAAGCUCGCCAUGUAUCUGUGACUCUGACCACAAACUGACCAAGGAGGAAAAAGAGGAUGUACCCGAGUCCUCCCUUGCCACAGAGAUCGCUGUAGGCACAUCCAUUGUCCAGGGAGAGGACCUGGAUAAAAGCCCUGCUCCAAGGCUGCCUCCAAGCUUGUCACACGUUUUGGACAAUGACCAUAAGCAGCCAGAGGAGACGAUAGAGGAAGCCACUGAGUGCUCAGUCGCCGCAGAGGCAUCAGUUGCUAAUAGAGAGGAUCCAUCAGCAGCCACAGGUCUUCCCUUAGUGCUGCCUUCAAGCCUGCAACUUGUCUUUGACAAUGACUACAAACUACCAGAGGAGGCAGUAGAGGGCACCAGCAAGUGUCCAGUUGCCCGUGAAGCAGUCGCUUCCGUGUCCACUGUCCUCCAAGAGGAGUUUUUGGCUGAAAAAAGUCCUCCUGCACCCACAGCACUGUCUCUAAGGCUGCCCUGCACCCACAACAUUGACCACAAACAGCCAGAGGAGACCGUUGAGAACACCACAGAGUGCUCAGUUGACAUAGAGGAAAGUGCAGUUGCAUCCACUGUCAAGAGAGAGGAAAUGAUGGGUGAUAAAAGCCCUGUCCAUGCACUUCCUCCAAGCCUGGCAUGCAUCCAUGACAAGGACCACAAGCAGCCAGAUCAGAAAGGAAGGGGCACUACUGUGGAGGUGGAUAUCUGCCCUCACGCUCAACAGCUGGUCUCAGAUGCUAACUUAACUCUGGCAACCCGCAAUGAUGAGCUGCCCAACCCUCUGAUCUGCGUAGUCACUAAGAUGCCUGUUAGAGUUGGAGCAUCCAUAUGCAGGUCAGAGGAUGAGGAACCCAGGCCCUGGACCCUGGAAGAGGCAAAGGAUCAUUGGAUAGGCAUUGAAAUUGAGAGUGAAGAGAGGAGCGUCACUGAGGAGGUGAGCCCGAGGGAGGGAUUGAAGAGUGAGGCGGAUUGUGCCCAUUCCAAGUGCUCUAUUGGGAAGGUUUCAACAGAGAGAGCAGAAACCAUCCUGGGAAGAGUGGGCUUUCUGCUCAUGAACCAAAUGCAGAAAAUCCCAUUUUGA
Messenger RNA from Oncorhynchus mykiss (rainbow trout), 2301 nucleotides. The record is from RefSeq and is a predicted model, not a curated record. NCBI's taxonomy places the organism in Eukaryota, Metazoa, Chordata, Actinopteri, Salmoniformes, Salmonidae.